Messenger RNA from Salvia miltiorrhiza (redroot sage), 1363 nucleotides. RefSeq names its product peroxisomal and mitochondrial division factor 2-like. The record is from RefSeq and is a predicted model, not a curated record. The transcript has 2 exons. The coding region runs from base 192 to 1073 and encodes 293 amino acids. NCBI's taxonomy places the organism in Eukaryota, Viridiplantae, Streptophyta, Magnoliopsida, Lamiales, Lamiaceae.
GCAGAAUAGGUACGCGUGCUUUCCUUUGUUUGUACAAUUUUCAGCGCAAUUUCCCAGAAAUGGUUUGAUUAUAUAAUAAAUAUGAAAAAUUCCUCUAUUUUUAGUUAUUUUUCUCUUCACUGCGAUCCUUUUGUGCUCUGUUUGGCUGCGUAGAAACGCGAACUUCUGAUUCUUGUUGUUAAGAAUUGUAAAUGGCUGAUGAAACAAUGAUGAAUGGAGAAUUUUCUGAUGCUCAGUCGGUGGAAAUUGCUGGGGAUGAUGAUUCGGCGAAGAUAUCAGGUCUUACUGAAAAGAUCAGUGAUCUUGAGCGAGAAAAUGGGAAAAUUAUCCGGCAAAAUGAGGAUUACAGGCAGAAAAUCGAUGAACUGAAGGCAUCGAUUCAAGAAUUGAGCAGUGAGAAUGCGGAGAGCAAGAAAGAGUUGGAAGAAUUGCAAUCGGAGAAUAGGAUGUUGGGGGCGGUGGCAGCUCGAGCAGCAGAGCUGGAAGCUGAGGUGUCGAGGCUGCAGCAUGAUUUGGUGUCCACGAUGAGUGAUCUGCAGGAAUCGAACGCUGAAAUCUCCGACUUGAAGAGGGAUUUGGAGGGAGCGAAAGAGAGGGAGAAGGAGAAGGAUGUUGAGUUGGAUGCCAUGGGGAAGGAGAGAGACUUGUUGCUGGCUAAGGUUGGGAAACUGGAGGAAGACGAAAGCAGUUUGAGGGGUGAAUCGGAGGGCAAGGAGAAGGAGAUUCGGAUCUUGAAGAAGAAACUUGAGGAUCUAGAAGUGGUUGUGGAAAGCAAUAAGGUUCUGGAGAAGUUGAGGAGCGGUUUGGAGAAGACGGUCGAGCAGCUGAGGGGCAAAAUCAGUGCCCUAGAGACUAGUUUGGACGAGAAGCAGGAGGCGAUCACCGGGUUCGAGACCAAGGAAAGAGCAGUUGCAGAGAACUUUAUCAAUGGCGAUGCUUUGGUUGAUGGUGAAACGAGAGGAUUAGGUGGGGGCUCGAACGAAAAGAAGUGGUUGCUGGUCGGGGGCUCGACCAUUGCUGCUGUUGCUGUCAUGGGGGUCGCGUGCUACGUGCACGCUGCAAGGAAACACUGAUUCGAACACUCGUAGAUGCUCUGUUCUUGGAAGAAAUUGGAGGUUAGGAGGAUUUGUUUCUAUCCUAGUUGAUGAUGAGUUUCAAUUUUGAUAGUUGGUGCUUUUUGAUUUUUUUUGUCUUCAUGGAGCUUGGCUACAUCAGUUUUAUCCUGUGUUUGGUUGCAUUUUCUUGGAAUAAUGCUUGAGAAAAUGCUCCAUGCUGUUUUCUUUUGUGGAACUGCAUCUAUCAAGUGUUAGGUUUGAUCACACUUUGACUAUAUUGAAUGAAAUAUUGUUACAUUUUAGAAAAA